CGUCAGCAGCCGGCCGGGACACAGCGGGAGGGCAGGUGCGGCCGCGGGGCCUGCCGACUUCACGCAGGGUCCGUGUGGUCCCCGAGGCGCGCAGCGGCUGAAGGAGGCCCCAGUGCCUUGGCGACCGCGGCGGCGGCUUUAGCGUCCGUGACUAGGCAGCAGGGGGUCAGGAUGCGGCGAAGCUCCCGCCCGGGCUCGGCCUCGUCCUCGCGCAAGCACACGCCCAACUUUUUCAGCGAGAACAGCUCAGUGAGCAUCACCUCGGAGGACAGCAACGGGCUCCGGUCAGCGGGUCCGGGGCCUGGGGACCCCGAGGGCAGAGGAACCCGGGGCCCGACCUGCGGUGAGCCCGCCUUGAGCGCGGGAGUGCCCGGAGGAACCACAUGGGCUGGAAGCUCUCGGCAGAAGCCGGCGCCUCGGAGCCACAACUGGCAGACAGACUGUGGCGCGGCAACCGUGAGGGGCGGGGCCUCGGAACCGACUGGGUCUCCGGUAGUCUCUGAGGAGCCGCUCGACCUUCUGCCGACCCUGGAUCUGAGGCCGGAGAUGCCUCCCUCGCGCGUGUUCAAGAGCUUUCUGAGCCUGCUCUUCCAGGUGCUGAGCGUGUUGUUAUCCCUGGCAGGAGACGUGCUGGUCAGCAUGUACAGGGAGGUCUGUUCCAUCCGCUUCCUGUUCACGGCUGUGUCGCUGCUGAGCCUCUUUCUGGCAGCAAUCUGGCUGGGGCUUCUGUACCUGGUCUCUCCUUUGGAGAAUGAACCUAAGGAGAUGCUGACUCUAAGUGAGUACCACGAGCGCGUGCGCUCCCAGGGGCAGCAGCUGCAACAGCUCCAGGCCGAGCUGGAUAAACUCCACAAGGAGGUGUCCACUGUUCGGGCAGCCAACAGUGAGAGAGUGGCCAAGCUCGUGUUCCAGAGGCUGAAUGAGGACUUUGUGCGGAAGCCCGACUAUGCGCUGAGCUCUGUGGGAGCCUCCAUCGACCUGCAGAAGACAUCCCACGACUACGCAGACAGGAACAUUGCCUACUUCUGGAAUCGCUUCAGCUUCUGGAACUACGCACGGCCGCCCACGGUUAUCCUGGAGCCUCACGUGUUCCCCGGGAAUUGCUGGGCUUUUGAAGGCGACCAAGGCCAGGUGGUGAUCCAACUGCCGGGCCGAGUGCAGCUGAGCGACAUCACUCUGCAGCAUCCACCGCCCAGCGUGGAGCACACCGGAGGAGCCAACAGCGCCCCCCGCGAUUUCGCGGUCUUUGUGAGUGCGGACGAGGUCAGGAGGGCCUCCAGGUUGAUGAUGAAACUGAAGUUUUCUUGGGGAAAUUCACCUUCGAUGUUGAGAAAUCGGAGAUUCAGACUUUCCACCUGCAGAAUGACCCCCCAGCUGCCUUUCCCAAGGUGAAGAUCCAGAUUCUAAGCAACUGGGGCCACCCCCGUUUCACAUGCUUGUAUCGAGUCCGUGCCCAUGGUGUGCGAACCUCAGAGGCGGCAGAGGGCAGUGCCACAGGGGGGCCCCAUUAAACAUGCUGAUUGUUGGAGUAGAAUUGAGUUCUGCUGAAGGAUGCUUUGGGGGGCUCUUGUUGGGAGAGCUCUGGCUGCUAUUGCAUCUAAGUAUGGUGGGGCUGACUUCCCAAUGCAUCCUCUUUUCUUUGAGAAGUCUAGACCAAGAUCGUAAUAGCAGCUUCCGUUUAUGGAGUGCCUACCACGUACAAGAAACAGUGCUGUGGACAUUACACACAUUACCUAACUUAAUUCUCACAACCAGAGAGGGAAGCUGCUCAGGUCAGGAAACUUGUUCAAUGUCACACGCUAGUGAAAGGCAGCGCCAGAGCAGUACCCAGGCCCACCUUCCUCCAGAGGCAUUCCUCCAGUGCCAGAGCAGUACCCAGGCCCACCUUCCUCUCUAACCACAGAACUGCAGGCAGCCCGAACCCACCUUUGUGCUCAAUCCUAGCCCCAGUGGUAAAGUCCCCAACUCCUGCUAGGUACAGGUGGAAGGGUAGCUACCCACUUUCUGCAGGCACACACUCAAAAGCUAAGGAGACUUGAGAAUCUCUAGGAAGCUUCUGAGUCACAGAGCUGAUGCAGGCCUGGUAGCCCCAACAUAGGUUGUCCUUACUGAGACCUGAGUUCCCAACACUGUGUGAGGCACAGGAUAGAUGAUUUAGUGUUCACCAGGCCCUGCCCUCAAGGAGCCUGACAGGGGAACGAAGAGGCUCCAGGAAACAGGACUAUGCAUUUACAGAUCCAAGAAUUCUUCACUCUAAGAGUCAAAAGUGGAAUUGCAGGGAAAAAAGACGAAGGAGAAGGCAACAAAGGAUUAAUGAGUUCUACCUAGGGGUAGGAAAGGAGGACCAGCAUGAGCAAAGAAACAUGCACCAUCUUGGAGGGCAAUUUGCAAUAUCUAUUAAAAUUUUAAAUAUACACUUUGAUCUAGCACUUCCACUUUUAGGAACAAAUUCUUCAGAAACAUUCCUGUUAAGUGCACAAAGAUACAUGUACAAAGAUGUUCAUUAUCGCAUUAUUUGAAAAACACUAGGAUUCAAAUCUCCAGGAAUAAGAGACUGGCACACUCCUACAAAAAAAUAAAGAUGUAGGCAUUAACACUUUCCCAGCUUUAGAAGAAUAUACAGACUAUUAAUAGUGUUUAUACCUUUAAGAGGUGAAAUUCAGCCUGGUGUGGUAUCUCAUGCCUGUAGUCCCAGCACUUUGGGAGGCUGAGGCAGGUAGAUCAUGAGGUCAGGAGAUCCAGACCAUCCUGGCCAACAUGGUGAAACCCCAUCUCUACUAA
Piliocolobus tephrosceles (Ugandan red Colobus) is the source of this 2781-nucleotide messenger RNA. It is a transcript of the gene SPAG4, whose product is annotated as sperm associated antigen 4. Gene Ontology annotation, molecular function: protein-membrane adaptor activity. The record is from RefSeq and is a predicted model, not a curated record. Bases 172 to 1392 code for a protein of 406 amino acids. The transcript has 12 exons. Gene Ontology annotation, cellular component: nuclear envelope; meiotic nuclear membrane microtubule tethering complex. NCBI's taxonomy places the organism in Eukaryota, Metazoa, Chordata, Mammalia, Primates, Cercopithecidae.